Molecule: messenger RNA, 861 nt
Organism: Knipowitschia caucasica
Lineage: Eukaryota; Metazoa; Chordata; Actinopteri; Gobiiformes; Gobiidae
Source: the annotation of a GenBank genome assembly
AUGUCAGUUCUGAGGCUCUGCGGCUCAGUCUCCGGCCCCAGUCUCCGGCCCCAGUCUCCGGCCCCAGUCUCCGGCCCCAGUCUCCGGCCCCAGUCUCCGGCCCCAGUCUCCGGCCCCAGUCUCCGGCCCCCAGUCUCCGGCCCCAGUCUCCGGCCCCAGUCUCCGGCCCCAGUCUCCGGCCCCAGUCUCCGGCCCCAGUCUCCGGCCCCAGUCUCCGGCCCCAGUCUCCGGCCCCAGUCUCCGGCCCCAGGCUCCGGCCCCAGGCUCCGGCCCCAGGCUCCGGCCCCAGGCUCCGGCCCCAGUCUCCGGCCCCAGUCUCCGGCCCCAGUCUCCGGCCCCAGUCUCCGGCCCCAGUCUCCGGCCCCAGUCUCCGGCCCCAGUCUCCGGCCCCAGUCUCCGGCCCCAGUCUCCGGCCCCAGUCUCCGGCCCCAGUCUCCGGCCCCAGUCUCCGGCCCCAGUCUCCGGCCCCAGUCUCCGGCCCCAGUCUCCGGCCCCAGUCUCCGGCCCCAGUCUCCGGCCCCAGUCUCCUGCCUCAGUCUCCUGCCUCAGUCUCCUGCCUCAGUCUCCUGCCUCAGUCUCCUGCCUCAGUCUCCUGCCUCAGUCUCUGCCUCAGUCUCUGCCUCAGUCUCCUGCCUCAGUCUCCUGCCUCAGUCUCCUGCCUCAGUCUCCUGCCUCAGUCUCCUGCCUCAGUCUCUGCCUCAGUCUCUGCCUCAGUCUCUGCCUCAGUCUCUGCCUCAGUCUCUGCCUCAGUCUCUGCCUCAGUCUCUGCCUCAGUCUCUGCCUCAGUCUCUGCCUCAGUCUCUGCCUCAGUCUCUGCCUCAGUCUCUGCCUCAGUCUCUGCCUCAGUCUCUGCCUCAGUGA